This is a messenger RNA of Scomber scombrus (Atlantic mackerel), 2708 nucleotides long. RefSeq names its product sphingomyelin phosphodiesterase 2b (gene smpd2b). The record is from RefSeq and is a predicted model, not a curated record. Gene Ontology annotation, molecular function: sphingomyelin phosphodiesterase activity. The coding region runs from base 230 to 1561 and encodes 443 amino acids. Gene Ontology annotation, cellular component: cytoplasm. Lineage: Eukaryota; Metazoa; Chordata; Actinopteri; Scombriformes; Scombridae. The transcript has 11 exons.
CCAGCUAGCUAGCUCGGUGAGAUAACACGAAGAUUUUUUUUCACCCAGAGCUAACAUUACGACACCGUAACUAACAGCAGUCUAAGUCCAUCUCUGCAGCGGUGAAACACCCCUUUAAACGGGCCAGUUCACUUCAGCUGACAUCAACAGCUUCGUGAGGAGCUGUCCCAGUCAUCCCACCUGAUCUGACAUUCCAUCACCUCAUCUACUGAUCCACUCACCUGCCAGCAUGGCUAACACAGACUCUGUCCGUGUUCGGGUCUUCUCUCUGAACUGCUGGGGGAUCAGAUACCUUAGCAAACACUGUCCUCAGCGCUAUGCCAUGAUUGGAGAUAUGUUGUGCAAGGAAGAGUAUGAUCUUGUCCUACUACAAGAGGUGUGGAGUGAGAAAGACUAUCUCUCCUUGAAAAAGAAACUUUGCUGUAUUCAUCCUCACUCACAUUACUUCAAAAGUGGGGUCAUAGGCAGUGGACUGGCCAUUUUCUCCAAACACAGAAUCCAUGAUACAUUUCUUUAUCGCUACUCACUGAAUGGUUAUCCAUACAUGGCUCACCAUGGAGACUGGUUUGGAGGUAAAGCUGUUGGGAUGGCCGUCUUAAACAUCGGCAAGCUGACUGCAAACGUCUAUGUCACUCAUCUGCAUGCAGAGUACUGCAGAGACAAGGACUCUUAUCUACCUCACAGAGUGGUUCAAGCCUGGGAGCUGCAGCAGUUCGUUCGUCACACCUCUGCUGGAGCAGAUGUGGUGAUUCUUGGCGGUGACCUCAACAUGCAUCCUCAGGACCUCGGGAACAGACUGCUGAGGGCCUACACUGGACUCCGAGACUCUUAUGUAGAGACUGCUAAGUUCGAUGGAUGUGAGGAUGGUAUAACUCUCAUAGCAGACAACCCUUUUAUCAGUAAGAAAGAGCUUGUUCCUUUCGAGAAUGGAAUCCGAAUUGACUACAUCCUGUUCAAGGGUUCUUCCAAAUUGGAUAUUCAUUGUGAUUCCAUGUCCACCACCAAAGGCUCCGUCCCCGGCCAUCCUUUCCCGUACUCCGACCACGAGGCUCUGACGUCUGAACUGAGACUUGACCCACACACUCCAGCUGAGACCGGAAGUGACGGGCAGUCUAAGGAUCAGGACUGUGCUGCAGGGAAGGGCGCUGAGUUGGUGGACAUUCUGACAGAAGCCCGUACGGAAGUCAAAGUGGGCUUGCACUGCGCUGAGAGGAUGCGCUACACAGCAACACGCACCGGAGUGAUGGGGUUGGCUCUGCUGAUUCUGGAGCUGGCCAUCGCAGCCGUGCCCUGGUUGGCCCUUGGAGCAGAACAACCUUUCCCUCGUACUUCCUUUUACCUGCUGGCCGCGUUGUGCUUCGCCAUCCUGCUUACCACCUUUCUGCUGUACAUCUUCUACACCAUGGAGCUGAAAUCACUUCAGGGGGCUGAGGACCAGAUGAGGCUGGCUAUAGGUAGUCUGCAAGAGAAGCUCAGAGGUUUUCCUCUGGCUCAGCCCCACAAUGCCCAGCGGAAGCCCCCAGAGGGUGAUGAGCCCACUGCCUUCGAUCCAGAGGAGUAGUACAGGAGGCAGCUGGGUUUAGUGAAAUGACACCUUUAAAAGUUUGAAGGUGUCGUUGCUUCUGUGAAUGUGUUUGAUGCUCUUGAGAUUUAGAUUUGUACUUCAGAAUGAACCAUAAUUGAAGGAUGUUUCUGGAAGUAGUGCAGGACACAUGCUUUGACAUUUUUAUACUUUUUAUAUACUCGUCUGUAACCUUGUAUGAACCCUAGAUUUCCCUCUAUGCACCUUCACACAUAAGCUUCCUAUUACACAGUAAGAUACACCUGUGCUGAUUUGUGUUUUAAGGUCCUAAAUGUGAGCAUUUGUGUUUUUUAAGCCUCAGGUCCGACUUGCAUUCCAUCCAUCGGUAGUUUCAGUGGGAUCAGAUAUUUCUGGUUUUUUUGUUUCCGUUUUUUUGUAAUUUGCUGCAGUCCACAUCACAAUCACGGUGGGUCCAGACUGUGUUUGCAGAUUUACUUACUUAAAUAUGUACAGAAAUUAGCCUGAUGAUCCCAACUGCACAGAAGACCCAGACUCUCUGAAGGUUGUACUGUAGGUUUAUAUUUUGGUCAGUAACAGAUUUAUUUCUGCAGGACAGAUUGCUGAGAGCUUCCAGUAACACUUAGAGACAAUAUCCUCAUGUACCAGUAUUCAGUCUAUUAUAUUAUAGGAAAAGGGCAAAAUAUCUAUCUACAUGUCUUCCCCCCCUCAUGUUCACUCUCUCGCACUGCAGUGUUUUUUAUGUUACAGAGACAAUCCUACUACUCCUCUCUGUAACCCAAAGUAAAGCAGAAUGUAUCAUGUAAACUCUUAACUUUAACUUUAUUUGAUCGGAUAAAUGGCUUUUACAAAGAAUCAUGUAUGAUGGAAAAUUAAAAAUACCUAAUAUAUAUUUAGUGUACACUACACUAAUCCAAUUCCUUUUUUUAAAACUAGGAAACUACUGAAUGUUUCAUAUUCACAGCUCCACUGUAAGACUGACCGCUAGACUGCUAGAGACAAACAAUGAUUGAUCAUCUUUAAAUGUGUUCUCGACUGUCAGCACAAUGUUGGAAAAGUACUUGUUUUUAUGAAGGUUCAUAUAAUUUCAGAUGACACCUGAUAUUCAUUCCAAUUGAAAUUGUUAUGGGCAUGAUUAUGAAAACAGUAAUAAAGAAUUUAUAUUGGU